This is a messenger RNA of Effrenium voratum, 819 nucleotides long. Lineage: Eukaryota; Dinophyceae; Suessiales; Symbiodiniaceae. The record is from the annotation of a GenBank genome assembly.
AUGCGGGCUCCGAAGCUGCCCAAGCCCCGCAAGUUCCGAACACGGAGCCGGCAGAGCCGGAGCCGGCAGAACCGCAAGAGCCGGAAGAGCCGGCAGAGCCGGAACCGGCAGCCAAGGAGAAAAAGGCAUCGAAGGGCAGAGGGUCCCAGUGCAUCGAAACUCCACGCAUCGCUGAGGCGAGGCUCACUAUCACUGCGACCCCGUGGCGGUGGCGACUGGAUGUUUGCAGGGUCAGCGCUCCGUGUUCUGGGCGACCAGUGCUUGGGCAACGACGCGGUGGACUUUCUGGAGCGCAGCAGUGCCUACCCUCAGUGCACUGCAAUUGGCCGAGAACUGCAUCAAGGGAUGACCCGGCUUGUCUUCGAGAUCGAAGCAGAGAAGUCUGAGGGGCGGUUUGCGCAGGUGGGACUGGCUUUGAUUCAGCCAGAUGAGGCGGAGGCGAAAGACUCGCCGUGCAAGAAGCUGUCGGACUUCACUCCCUUGCUCGCUUCUGUGUUCUUCACAGCGGCGGGUGACAUCUUUGGGACCCCAGGCACUGAGGUGCUAUGUCCAGGAGAUAGUGGGCAAGUGCUGUGCCGUCGAGCAGACGACUGGUGGAGCGGUGCUCCCACGUGGCUGCUGGGUGGCGACGUGCGGAGGCUGAAGAUCUUCAUGGAGGUGGAUGUCACGAGAAGCUGCGUGUCGUUCCGCUUGGCUAAGCAGGAUGCGCCGGUGGUGGUGGCCGUGCCCGGUCUCUCCGCCGGGUGGGCGCCAGCGGUCGCCAUCACUGCGGGCCAACGUGCAAGGAUCCUGGACUUGGAGCGUCUUGCUGACAGCUGA